AUGAAGAUCGCUAGAAAGACUGUUGCUACAACUAUAUUGGCAUUCCUAUCUGGAACCAAUGCCUUUUCAACUAUUUCGCAAUUGGGAGUAUCCGGCUCUCGUAAGUCCACGGCGAUGUCGUAUAUGAAUGAAAGUCAUGAAACAUCAUUUCUCCUGGAAGAGUUCACCACUUACAAUGGGGAGCUGGUGAAACCGUAUGAUAUGCUUGGGGUUGGACGGGAGGCUGAACGUUUGGAUAUUCGACGGGCAUAUAUUGAGAAGAGUAAAUUAUAUCACCCAGAUGCGGUAAGACAUAGUCCAUCCCUUCCAAGUGGUUGCAACUCGUUUGAUGAUGUAAGGGACCAAUGGGAACGCAUCAAACUUAGCUAUGAGAUCCUCAGUGAUAGGAAGACGAAAAUGAGAUACGAUAGACACGAAUCUCUUGCAGAAGUACUGGAAGAUCCAAGCGCCGUGGUAGCACGAGCAGCUGGAGACGCCAUCAAAGCUGGAGCGCUGAAUCUAAAAAAGGGUAUUUUCGGCGUCGGAACAUUUGCUUUUGAGCAGCUGUUGAAAAAGGAAAGAAGCUGA
Molecule: messenger RNA, 567 nt
Organism: Cylindrotheca closterium
Lineage: Eukaryota; Bacillariophyta; Bacillariophyceae; Bacillariales; Bacillariaceae
Source: the annotation of a GenBank genome assembly